Messenger RNA from Mustela erminea (ermine), 2917 nucleotides. RefSeq names its product MORC family CW-type zinc finger protein 4-like. Gene Ontology annotation, molecular function: zinc ion binding; ATP hydrolysis activity. The record is from RefSeq and is a predicted model, not a curated record. Lineage: Eukaryota; Metazoa; Chordata; Mammalia; Carnivora; Mustelidae. Bases 19 to 2832 code for a protein of 937 amino acids. The transcript has a single exon. Gene Ontology annotation, cellular component: nucleoplasm; nucleus.
AUCGUGGCGGCCAAAAUAAUGCUCCUGUAUCGAGGGGCCCCCGCUGGCCCUGGCGCGCCGGGCAGCGGGCUGGCUCGGCCCGGCGGCGGCCCACAGGCCUUUGGGAUUCGCCUGAGCACGAUGAGCCCCCGCUACCUCCAGAGCAACUCCAGCAGCCACACACGACCCUUCAGUGCCAUCGCGGAGCUGCUAGAUAAUGCAGUAGAUCCAGAUGUAUCUGCCAGGACGGUCUUUAUAGAUGUUGAGGAGGUCAAGAAUAAAUCUUGUUUGACCUUUACUGAUGAUGGAUGUGGAAUGACACCUCAUAAACUACACCGAAUGCUCAGCUUUGGCUUUACAGAUAAAGUAAUAAAGAAGAGCCAGUGUCCCAUCGGGGUCUUUGGUAAUGGUUUCAAGUCAGGUUCCAUGCGGCUAGGAAAGGAUGCUCUCGUCUUCACCAAGAAUGGGGGUACUCUCACUGUUGGACUCCUGUCACAGACCUAUCUGGAAUGUGUCCAGGCCCAGGCAGUUAUUGUACCAAUUGUUCCAUUCAACCAGCAAAACAAAAAAAUGAUUAUUACUGAGGAUUCCUUGCCCAGCCUAGAAGCCAUCUUGAACUAUUCAAUUUUCAACAGUGAAAAUGACCUGCUUUCCCAGUUUGAUGCCAUCCCAGGCAAAAAAGGCACUCGUGUUCUCAUUUGGAACAUCCGCAGAAAUAAAGAUGGAAAGUCUGAGUUGGACUUUGAUACAGAUCAAUAUGACAUCCUGGUAUCAGACUUUGGCACAGAAGAAAAAGAGACUGGUGGUGUUACCUGUGAGCUGCCAGAAACAGAGUAUUCUUUACGGGCAUUUUGUGGCAUUCUGUAUAUGAAGCCACGAAUGAAAAUUUUUCUACGCCAAAAGAAGGUGACCACCCAGAUGAUUGCCAAGAGCCUGGCCAAUGUAGGAUAUGAUUUAUAUAAACCUACCUUCACAAAUAAGCAGGUGAAAAUAACUUUUGGGUUCUCUUGCAAGAAUAAUAACCAGUUUGGAAUGAUGAUGUAUCAUAACAACCGACUCAUAAAGUCUUUUGAGAAGGUGGGAUGCCAGGUGAAGCCAACUCAUGGAGAAGGUGUGGGAGUAAUUGGAGUCAUCGAGUGCAAUUUCUUAAAACCCGCCUACAACAAACAAGACUUUGAGUACACCAAAGAGUACCGCUUGACAAUAAAUGCCCUUGCCCAGAAGCUCAAUUCUUAUUGGAAGGAAAAGACAUCCCAAGAGAAUUUUGAGACCUCAGCCAUCACCAGGCCAAUAUCGAAGAUUCCUGACCAGACAUGGGUACAGUGUGACGAGUGUCUUAAAUGGAGGAAGCUUCCUGGCAAGGUUGAUCCGUCUACAUUACCUGCAAGAUGGUUUUGUUACUAUAAUUCCCAUCCAAAGUACAGGAGAUGCUCUGUUCCAGAGGAACAAGAACUCAUCGAUGAAGACCUGUACUUGAACAAAGCUAAAAAACAGGAUCAAGUGGUUGAGAAGAAGAAGCUGCCAGUGGACAGUGAGAACCACCAGGUAUUUGCCAAUCCGCUGAAGAUCCCUGCUAGUCGAGAUAUGGAUGACUUGAACAAUAAGACAAUUGAAUAUGAGGGAAUGGAUAGUCCUAGCCGGCCUCCAUCUGUUGGAGAAGAAAGCAAGACACCCUCUCUUCAGCUUAAGCCUCUGGAUUCCAGUGUUUUUCAGCUUUCCAGUAAGUACAAAUGGAUCCUGGGAGAGGAGCCGGUGGAGAAACGAAGAAGGCUCCAGAAUGAGAUGACAACACCUCCUCUAGAUUAUUCCAUGCCUGGCCCUUAUAGGAGGGUGGAGGCAGCUGUCUCCUACUCAGAAGGGGAGAACAGCCAUGAUAAAUCCAGUUCGGAGAGAAGCACACCACCGUACCUUUCUCCAGAAUACCCAGAUGCAAACAAGAAUCCCAGUCAGAGUAGGGAGGUGUCAGUCCUGUAUUCAGGGGCCCAAGACCAACACCAGGGGUCCCUGCUCCCUGAAGAAUUAGAAGAUCAGAUGCCAAGAUUGGUAGCAGAAGAAUCUAACAGAGGCAGCACAAAUGUAAACAAAGAGGAAGUAAACAAGGGACCUUUUGUAGCUGUUGUCGGUGUUGCAAAAGGUGUUAGAGAUUCAGGAGCUCCCAUUCAACUGAUCCCUUUCAACAGAGAGGAGCUGGCUGAGAGGAGAAAAGCAGUGGAAUCCUGGAGCCCGGGGCCUUACCCCUCCGUGGCCUCUGGUCCCCCCCCUGCCGCAGCCGCUGGGGAGAAGGGCCGAGGUUCUGAGGAGGGCGGAGGUCGCAGUUCGCCAAAGAUGAAGAACCAAAGAGAACUGGAAGAACUGAAAAGAACCACAGAAAAACUGGAACGUGUUUUGGCUGAGCGGAACUUGUUCCAGCAAAAGGUGGAGGAGCUGGAACAGGAGAGGAAUCACUGGCAUUCUGAAUUCAAGAAAGUCCAGAGUGAAUUGGUGACCUACACCACCCAGGAGACGGAAGGCUUGUAUUGGAGCAAGAAACACAUGGGCUAUCGCCAAGCUGAAUUCCAAAUUCUGAAAGCCGAGCUGGAGAGAACCAAGGAAGAAAAGCAGGAACUCAAAGAGAAACUGAAGGAGACAGAGAUGCACCUGGAAGUGCUGCAGAAGGCUCAGGUCUCCUACCGGACCCCAGAGGGAGAUGACCUAGAAAGGGCUUUGGCAAAGCUUACGCGGCUGCGUAUCCACGUCAGCUAUCUCCUUACUUCUGUCCUCCCUCACUUGGAGCUUCGUGAGAUCGGGUUUGACUCAGAGCAAGUGGAUGGGAUCCUGUAUACGGUGCUGGAGGCAAAUCACAUACUGGAUUGAGCACCGGACUAUACACUCUAUAUACCCUUCUGUACCCUACCCUACCCUACUCUACCCUACCCUACUCUACUCUACCCUACCCUAC